UUUUUCUUCUUAUACGUAAUAAAAUGUUCAUCAACUGCUUGAAAUGAAAUAAUUCACAAGCUGGAUUUACAUGUGCAAGAUAUGUACAAUAUUUAUAGUCUUUCCGUCAGUGUUCAUCUCCGUCCCGCUCUGUCUUUGACAUCUAGCAGUGGAAGCAGCAAUGCCCCCAGCUGGACAGCAGGUGUGCUCUUAGCACUGCAGCAUAAAAGCCACUGCAGUGUUACUCUCUCUAUGUGUGCCAGAGAGAGUUUGAGUGUGUGUGGGCCAGCUUCGGUGGAUGGGACAGCCGGGGCUCAGAAACCGCUGCUCCUGCCACUCUGCCGGAGGAGAGGGUGGGGGCUGGGGGACACAGGCGACGCUGGAGGAGAGGAUGGAAACACAGGGAGAGGGAGGGAGAGAGCCCCGGCCCAAAUAAAGCCAUGGGGGCUAGAGCUGGGCUGGGUUCCCCUCUGCUUUAAAUACGCUGGCCGCCUGCAGGUUCGGGUUUGGUGGCUGGGGCUCGGCACCGGCGACCACCGCAGCUGCUGCAGCCUUCCUCAGGAGACUCUCAUCAUCAGUGCUGUGGGCGUCCAGGAUGCCUCGGGUGGACGCGGACCUCAAGCUGGACUUCAAGGAUGUCCUGUUCAGACCCAAGAGGAGCAGCCUGAAGAGCCGCUCGGAGGUUGGUGCUGUUAGUUAGGAUGGUGGCUGCAGCUGCCCAGGAGAUGUAGCAAAGGCCUUUGGCGCCGGGGCCGACUUUGUCAUGAUGGGAGGAAUGCUGGCAGGUCAUGACCAGUGCACCGGGGAGAUCAUCGAGAAGAACGGCAAGAAGUACAAACUCUUCUAUGGCAUGAGCUCCGACACGGCCAUGAAGAAAUAUGUGGGUGGAGUCGCAGAGUACAGGGCUUCUGAGGGGCGAACAGUUGAGGUUCCUUACAGAGGUGAUGUAGAAAAUACCGUCCGCGACGUCUUGGGGGGACUUCGCUCCACAUGCACCUACGUGGGAGCGGCCAAACUCAAGGAGCUGAGCCGGAGAACCACCUUCAUCCGAGUCACGCAACAAUCCAGCCAAAUGUUCACUUAGGGAAACUCCUUUUCAAAACACGGCUACAACAAACAUUUAUGGCUCCAUCGUAAUAUUGUGCAUGUCGAUGCAGAGAUUCAGACUGAGGCGUGGCAUGAAAAUCCAUCCUGUUUGGAUCAGGGUCUGUGCUUUGAGAAAAGUUCAAACUCCCGUGGAUUCUAAACACAAAGCCUAACAAGCGUUGUUCUUCUCAGUUUACAUGCUUACCGACUGCAUAAUGUAACCAGGCAUGUAAUAAUGUGACAGGAAUGUGCAAAUAUAGUGAUAACCUGCUGGAUAAAUGCAUCCCAGCUUAUGGGAAUUAGACAAAGAGCCAUUUCACUGAGUAUGAAUGUGGCAACUAUCUAAUUUAGUUUGGAUAUUUCUGCACUCAGCAUAUCACUGAUUAUCACAACAUGAGUUGUUUUAGUUACAGACAUGGAAGUGAACUCAUCAGGAGAGGAGAGCAUUAUUCUGGCACUUUUUCCCCCCCUUUUUUUUUUUACUUGUAAUGAUUUAGCAAAUUAAAAUGCAAGAUCCAGAAAGUCAAACCUUUGAUUAUUUUUUGGAAAAAUAAUGUGGCAAUAAAGUCUAUGCAGAAACCUCUGA
Molecule: messenger RNA, 1651 nt
Organism: Poecilia reticulata (guppy)
Lineage: Eukaryota; Metazoa; Chordata; Actinopteri; Cyprinodontiformes; Poeciliidae
Source: RefSeq, a predicted model, not a curated record